This is a messenger RNA of Labeo rohita (rohu), 1731 nucleotides long. Its product is annotated as erythroid membrane-associated protein-like. The transcript is spliced from 6 exons. The coding region runs from base 217 to 1395 and encodes 392 amino acids. NCBI's taxonomy places the organism in Eukaryota, Metazoa, Chordata, Actinopteri, Cypriniformes, Cyprinidae. The record is from RefSeq and is a predicted model, not a curated record. Gene Ontology annotation, molecular function: protein binding.
UUUUAUUUGAUCGUUCAUAUCUGACUCUAAUAUUGUGUUGAACGCGUCUAAUGGCUCAAAUUCAUCUAAACUGACCAGAUUACUGGGAUUUAUUGAACGAGUCUUUGAACCUCAUUAAUUGCGACAGUCCGAUCGAUUACGUCUCUCCUUUAAUUUAUUCUGGAAGAAUAUCUCUCAGAGCUUGUUUUAUCUGAGUCUGUCUGUGUUUCCACAGGGAUGUUGUCGAUUACCAUCGUUUUACUGGUGAAUCUCCUCAUAGAGACUUCUGUGUCAUUCACUGUAGUGGUUCCUGGUGAUCCUGUACUGGCUCAUGUGGGAUCCAGAGUGAUUCUGUCCUGCUGGAUCAAUCCUCCUGAGAAUGCUGAAGGUCUGGAGAUCCGCUGGUACCGUCAGAAUCAGUUCGACAACCCUGUUCUCCUCUAUAAUCAUGGGAAGAUCCAGAACAUCCAGGAAUGUUACAGGAACCGAACGUCUUUGACUCCGCGUUCAGAUCAGUCAGGUGGACUGAAGGAUGGAGACGUCUCUCUACGGCUGGAGAAACUCACAUUUCAGGAUGAAGGUUCAUUUCACUGUUAUGUGAGUGGAGGCACAGCAUAUGAUGGUGAAGCAGUGGAGCUCAAAAUCACUGAUUCAUCAGGUUCCUGGAAGGCUCUUUUCUUCACCCUUCUCAUUCUUCUCCUUUGUUUGAUUCUGGGUUUGGUUUGGUUGAUCCACAAAUACAGACAAAAAUUAACAGGGAAGAAAGCAGCAGGUAAAAUUGUGGGAGACAUAAAUAUAGAGGAACUGAGGAAACAUGCAGUUGAGAUCACUAUUGACCGUGAACAUUCACAUCCAGAUCUACUGGUUUCUAAGGACUGUAAAAUCAUAAGGUACAAUGCAGGAUAUGAUCACACUGGAGAGGGAUUUCCAUAUGAAUUAUGUGCAUUUGGAGCACAAAGAUUCACCUCUGGUUGUCACUAUUGGGAGGUAGAGCUGGCACAAAAAAAUACCCCUCCUAAAAACUACUGGUUAAUUGGUGUGGUGAAGGAGGGAACUUUUACUUCAAGAGACAGAUCUGCUUUAACUCCAUCAAGUGGUUACUGGUUCUUGUGUUCAGACGGUCCUAAUGGUUUUCACACCAACACUGACCAAUCAGUCACAUUCUCACUGACACCGAGACCUGAACGACUGGGAGUUCUGUUAGAUUAUGAUAACGGUCAGCUGUCAUUUUACAAUGUCAGUAAGAGUAAACAUCUCCUGACCAUCAGCGCCACAUUCUCUGGAUCAGUCGUUCCUCUGUUCAAUCCUGGUGUGGCUGAUCAGACUCCACUGAAAAUCCUGGAUUGUCCAAAACCUGUAGAAUCAGCUGUAGAGUCCAGUCAACCUUUACUGACUAAUAACAGCUCAAAUGCCUGAAAAGUCAAUUAAAUUGAACAAAUUCUACUGAAUGAGGCAAAUAACAUUAAGUUCUGGCCUCCACCUGAUCAACUGAGAUCUCAAAUGCUUAAGUUUAUACACAAACCUGUGUACUGAUCAAUCAUUUAAACAUAUUAUUUUGUAUUACAAAUGUUGAUAGCUCUAAUGACAAAUUCCCUGUGAUGUUCCUCAUUUGGAAAAAAGUCUCUGCUAAUUGAAAGUGUCUGUAAAUGCUCACCCUAAUGGGACAGGGCUAAAAGACCUAGAAGAAUAAGGUGCCUCAGCCAAAUACUUCGAUUUUUCGUUGUACUUCGGGUCUUAUGUUUCUUUUCUAAA